Messenger RNA from Stylophora pistillata, 738 nucleotides. RefSeq names its product pyridoxal phosphate phosphatase PHOSPHO2. Lineage: Eukaryota; Metazoa; Cnidaria; Anthozoa; Scleractinia; Pocilloporidae. The record is from RefSeq and is a predicted model, not a curated record. Gene Ontology annotation, molecular function: phosphatase activity.
AGGUUGUUGAGCAGUUUAAAGUUUUGGCCAUUUUUGACUUUGAUCAUACCCUUGUGGAUGGCAACACAGACACAUGGAUAACAAAACUGCUUCCUUCAACCAUGCAGAUUAUUCGAGAACAUCAACGGAAUGGUUGGUGUUGGACUAAUAUCAUGGACAAGGUCUUUGGGAUUCUUCACGAAGAAAAUUUAAGCAAGGAUGACUACGUAAGGUGUUUUGAAUCUCUACAAUUCACAGAAGGAAUGAAGGAUACUUGUCACUUUCUGCAGAGCAAAAAAAUACCAACAAUAAUUAUAUCUGACUCAAACAGUUACUUUAUUGAUCACUUACUGGAACGUGACUCUCUACAAAAUGCUUUCUGUUGCACGUAUACAAAUCCAGCAGUAUGGCACAGCAAUGGACGUUUACAUGUCGAGCAUCAUCAUGAACAUGAUUGUAAACAGUGUCCACAGAAUCUCUGCAAACAGAAGGUUGUUCAAAAGCAUCUGGCAGAUCAUAAUCUAAGUUAUGAGCAUAUUGUUUAUGUUGGUGAUGGCCACGGGGAUCUCUGUCCCUGUCUGGCAUUGAAGAAGGGAGACUACAUUCUAGCAAGGAAAGAGUAUAAACUUUUAAAGUGUUUGCAAGGUGAAAACCAGUCAGAGGUUAAGGCAAAAGUUGUUCCAUGGGAAAGUGGCUUUGAAGUUUUGAAGUUGUUUCAAAAGUUAUUUGAAACUUAAAUAAAUGUUAUUUUUGCAAUAA